AUUCACUACCUUUGUAUGCAACUGGACAGUCGCGGCAAACGCGUUUCCCGCUAAAUUCGCGUUAUUUUUUUUAAUAUUUAUUUUUCAAUAAUGACUAGUUUGUGGUCAAGUGCAAUAUUAUGUGUGCUAACAUUAAUACUUGAAGUUACAGAUGCGCUCACAGUGAGCAAACCCGUAGAGCGAGCAUGUGUGAUCGGAGCCGGUUAUUCAGGGCUGGCCACCGCCAGGUAUCUCCAAGAGUACGGCGUCAACUACACGGUCUUUGAAGCGUCCAGACAUGUUGGUGGCACAUGGAGGUUCGAUCCUAAUGUCGGUACCGAUGAAGAUGGUCUUCCGCUCUUCACCAGCAUGUAUAAAUAUUUAAGAACAAAUACUCCACGGCACACUAUGGAAUUCGACGGAUUCCCGUUUCCGGAAGACACUCCGUCAUAUCCAACGGGGACCUGUUUCCAUAAAUAUUUAAAAUUGUUUGCUAAAAAAUUCGAUCUCAUGAAGAAUAUACAGUUAAGGAGUUACGUUACGUCAAUUAAAAGGGUACAAGAUAUCUGGAAUAUUACAUAUACAAGGACUAACACUAGGGACAAUUACACCGAACAGUGUGACUUCGUAGUUGUUGCUACCGGAGAAUACAGCAAUCCUGUGUGGCCGAAAUUCGAGGGACAGAGUUCAUUUACAGGUAAUAUUAUACACAGUCAUGACUACAAAGAGCCUGAAGCCUAUGCUAACCGUCGAGUGUUACUGGUGGGAGCAGGCCCAUCGGGUUUGGACUUAGCAAUACAUUUGUCGAACAUAACUUCCAAGCUAGUACACAGCCAUCAUCUCACAUACAAUCAGCCUAAUUUCUCAGACACUUACAUCAAGAAACCAGACAUAAAAUCAUUUACGUCAAAUGGAGUUAUUUUUCAAGAUGAUAGCUACGAGGAUAUCGAUGACGUGAUAUUUUGUACAGGUUAUGAACUGGCUCUGUCAUUUUUGGACGAAAACACAGGCGUGACAAAGUCGGGCAAGUUCGUCUUGCCGCUACAUCAGGAUGUAGUCAACAUCAGAUACCCGAGCAUGGCGUUUGUUGGAAUCUCCAAAGGCAUUAUCAAUAGAGUACUCGAUGCUCAGGCACAAUAUUCAGCUCUUUUAGCAGCCCGUAAAUUCGAGCUUCCUCAUCAAAACGACAUGUUGAAAAUGUGGCUCCGACGUGCUCGAGCGUUGCAGUCGCGGGGCAAGAAAAUAGUUGAUAUCAAUGUUAUUGGAGAAGCUAUGGACCAAUAUUUUGGAAAUUUGACUACAGAAGCCGGAGUGACCAGGGCGCCUCCAGUAUUAACUGAAAUUAGAAACUUCAACGCCUUAAAUCGACUAGAGGAUUUACUGAAUUAUAGAGAAUAUGAUUAUUACAUUAGAGACGAAAAUAAUUUUGCUCGGUCCUAUAAUCCUAGGAUGGGUGCACCUUGUCCUAUUGACAUAGAAUAGAAUGAUUAUAAUAUUUAUACAUAAUUGUAUACUGUGCUGAUGCCCGCGUGAAUGUGAAAAAUGUCCUUUGAUACCUGGUCUACCUCUGUAUCGAAUUUUAUUUGAAUCCGUCCAGUAAUCUUUGCGUGAAAGAGUAUCGAACAGUCAAAUAGUCAUCAGUCAUUCAUCCUUAUUUUAGUAUAUUAUACUAUAACAGGAUUAAUAUUACGAUACUUUUAUUAAAAGCUAAUCACAAUUUUUUUUUAUAUCAAAAUGUACAAGUAAAAGUGUCACGAAACUGUUUUGUACUACUUUUAAUAAUAAUAAUUACGGGCGAACCUGUACGAGGGUGAGAUAGAGAAGCCCCUGAAAAAUGUAUGUGUUAUAAUAUGCCGUUUUAACUUUUUGAAAAAUAUUGUGACCAGGUGUAUAAAAUACGACUUUGGCCAGAAUUAUGGUACCUCCAUGAAAAUAAAACGUUAGUCUAGUAAGAUUUCAUAUGAUUUCAAUUUAACAUACAUUUU
Molecule: messenger RNA, 1964 nt
Organism: Achroia grisella
Lineage: Eukaryota; Metazoa; Arthropoda; Insecta; Lepidoptera; Pyralidae
Gene: FMO1
Product: senecionine N-oxygenase-like
Exons: 8
Coding region: 91-1461 (456 amino acids)
Molecular function (GO): flavin adenine dinucleotide binding; N,N-dimethylaniline monooxygenase activity; NADP binding
Source: RefSeq, a predicted model, not a curated record